AUGGAGCCUGAGGUCUCGGAGACUGAGUUCUGGACUGAACUCCAAACGAUCGUCUCCAAGCCCUGCGACUCCGAGGACCUGAUCGACGACGCCCUCCGAGCCUACUUAAGCCUCACAACACAACACAAAGAUGAAUAUCUCCAAACAGAAACAGACAUCGCGCGUUGCUCCUACAAACUCUUCGCAUCGAGCAUCUUCGCCGCACACGCCGACUAUGUAAGACGCCAGAUCAUCUACGGCCUCCUCCAAGAAGACGACCCAACAACCCUCCAUUUCAUUGCCUCAUUCAUCCUCUUCGACGGGCGGCAGAAUGAAAUCGCGCUUCAGAUGCUGAAUGAGGAGGGCGCGUUUGCGCGCCUUCUCGAUCUUAUUCAGGCUAUGCGGAGGGCUGAUAUGGACGGUGAUGCCGGGUUGCAUCGCUUGUUGAUGGAUCUUAUCUAUGAGAUGUCCAGGAUUCAAAGGGUUAAGAUUGAGGAUUUGGUUCUUGUGGAUGACGACUUUAUUCGGUGUCUUUUUGAUAUCAUUGAGGAUCUUUCUUAUGAUGUGACUGACCCGUAUCAUUAUCCUGUUAUCCGGGUGCUUCUGGUUCUGAAUGAGCAGUUUAUGAUUUCCGCUCAUGAUCCUGUCGACGAUCGACCUUCGGGGCAUUUGACCAACAAGGUUAUUAAGAUCUUGUCUGCUUACGGUGGCUUGUAUAAGACGUUUGGGGAGAAUAUUAUUCUCCUUAUUAACCGCGAGGCCGAGACAUCUUUACAGUUACUAACGUUGAAGCUUCUGUAUUUGAUCUUCACUACUCCAAAUACCUAUGAGUACUUCUUUACCAACGAUUUGCAUGUCCUGGUUGAUAUCUUGAUCCGCAAUCUACUCGAUCUACCCGAGGAAGCAUCUGCGCUGCGACAUACGUAUCUCCGCGUUCUAUAUCCCCUUCUAGCUCACACACAGCUACGAAACCCACCGCAUUACAAGCGUGAUGAGCUCAGAAGGUUGCUCAGUAUCCUUGUCCGGGGACAAGUUUCAUAUGGAAGUGACGCAGAACAUGAGAAGAUUCUCCACUUCGAAGAGGUUGACGAAACGACACGACGACUUGUUGGUAGAUGUGCCACGGUAGAUUGGUUGCGCAGUCCUGAAACGCAAGAUACACCUACCAAGGUUACGUCGACUUCUAUUGAAACUGUUCUUGAUCAGGCUGAGCACUUCGAGUCGCCUGCAGACAUUAUUGAAACGUCGGCAGACAUUGGUGAGCCGCUGGAGGUGACUCGCACAAUCUCGCGCGCAAGUACUGUUGCCAGUGUAUCAGAUACAGCAUCGCCAACGAGAAUGGCUUCCCGCGAUUCUUCUGAAGCGCCGCGGAAACAUAGCUUAGUACAAAGGCUCGGCAUGAACCUAGAGCCUGCAUCUGCAUCUUCGCUGAGCGUUCAAGCAGUCGCAGCACAGCACGAAAAGCCAGGCAUCAUGACCCCCAGUCGAAAAGACGGAGUCCCAGCCGCCACUCUCAGUGACGAAACGCCAAUAAUCCGGCCACCAAAGAUCAAGCCCGAACCCCCAAAAUCUCGCCGCUGGCGCGGACGCCGUAUGACCGUGGAAGAGGAGCAACACCACUUGGCCGGCGCAAGCAGCGACGACUAUACUAUCCCUGAAGGCAUAGAAGUCAGCCCUACAACCACACACACACCAGGGUCCCCAAUCCCAGCGACACCCUCGUCUCUCUCACACCCCGAUCGUCGCGACUCUGCCCCAAGCUCAACCCUGGCGCCCCCAGGUACCCAGCCGCGCCGCUCAGCAUCCAACCCACCCCCAGCCCUCCCGCCGCCUCGCCGUUCAGCACACACUACACCAACCUCGAGUCAACACAGACCCCCAGCACCUGUGCCGGGAGCAGGUCGUCAUGGGCAAGCCCCUCUUCCUCCAAACCCACGACGCUGGGGCCGCGGCAAAGCACAGCACGGACAGAGUGAUUCCGUAGAGAGCGGAGUUAGCUGUGUUAGUCCAUCAAAGGAACUCGAAAACGACAACACCCCCGCACCAACACAGCAGUCCCAAUCCCAGCAACAGUCGCAAUCGCCGGAAGGAAGUACCCUCUCAGACCCAUUCUCGCCAACUUCACCCACAUUACUCGUCUCCCCAGCCGAAUCCGGUGACAAUCCCCCCGCAGGCGCUGCGCCUGUCAGCGUAGAAGAAGCGGUUCAAAAUGUUUCUCUGCAUUGA
Messenger RNA from Penicillium antarcticum, 2205 nucleotides. Its product is annotated as DUF2013 domain-containing protein. The transcript has 6 exons. Gene Ontology annotation, cellular component: actin cortical patch. Bases 1 to 2205 code for a protein of 734 amino acids. The record is from RefSeq and is a predicted model, not a curated record. Gene Ontology annotation, molecular function: Arp2/3 complex binding. NCBI's taxonomy places the organism in Eukaryota, Fungi, Ascomycota, Eurotiomycetes, Eurotiales, Aspergillaceae. Gene Ontology annotation, biological process: actin cortical patch assembly; actin cortical patch localization; endocytosis.